AUUCUCCAGACUGAAACACAGAUAACAGAGUAACCUCUGUGAUCUGUGCACUCAAACGACGACUUUCCAAUUUAUAACCUCAGAUUUAAAAAUCUGUUGUCAAAUCUAACCCAAUUUAAGUUAUUUACACUGAAAAAUGGCUCGAAAUGCAGAAAAGGCUAUGACAACCCUGGCUAGAUGGAGGGCAGCACAGGCCAGCGAGACCGAAAAAGUGAAGAAAAGGAGGCCAUAUUUGGCGUCAGAAUGCAAAAGUCUGUAUGCCUGUGAAAAGUGGAGGAUGCAGAUAAUACGCGAAGUGGCAAAAAAGGUUGCUCAAAUUCAAAAUGCCGGUUUAGGUGAGUUCAGAAUCAGAGAUCUGAACGAUGAAAUCAACAAGCUGCUCAGAGAGAAGCGACACUGGGAGGAUCAAAUAAAGGAAUUGGGAGGCCCAGAUUAUCAAAAAGUUGGACCCCGUAUGCUGGACCACGAGGGUAAAGAGGUUCCAGGAAAUAGGGGAUAUAAAUAUUUUGGAGCCGCUAAAGAGUUGCCCGGGGUUAGGGAGCUAUUUGAACAAGAACCGCCUCCACCUCCAAGAAAGACGCGGGCCGAAUUGAUGAAGGAUAUUGAUGCAGACUAUUACGGCUACAUGGAUGAUGAUGAUGGCAUUUUAGUGCCUCUGGAAUUGCAAGCUGAGAAAAAAGCCAUAAAGAAAGCUGUAGCGCAAUGGAAAACUAAAAAAGAGGCCAGAAUGGAAACCGAUGCUUCGUCAGAGGAAGAAGAGGAGGAAGUAAACAUUUACGCCAGCAAAGAGACUGAUGAAACCCCACAAACUAUGAGCCAAUUAGUCGAUGGAUCACAGCAACGAUUCGUAGCCCAUGUGCCUGUUCCCUCGCAACAGGACAUCGAACAAGCGCUUCUCCGAAGACGCAAGCAAGAACUGUUGAAUAAGUAUGGAAUAGCAGAGGAGCAGUGAAUUAAAGAGUUUAUGUUGUCACAUCAAUUGAUUUAUUUUGAAAAAUUACAUCUUAAGGUAAAGUA
Molecule: messenger RNA, 1017 nt
Organism: Dendroctonus ponderosae (mountain pine beetle)
Lineage: Eukaryota; Metazoa; Arthropoda; Insecta; Coleoptera; Curculionidae
Product: pre-mRNA-splicing factor ISY1 homolog
Exons: 5
Coding region: 137-952 (271 amino acids)
Biological process (GO): mRNA 3'-splice site recognition; generation of catalytic spliceosome for second transesterification step
Cellular component (GO): post-spliceosomal complex; Prp19 complex; post-mRNA release spliceosomal complex
Source: RefSeq, a predicted model, not a curated record